Molecule: messenger RNA, 435 nt
Organism: Drepanopeziza brunnea f. sp. 'multigermtubi' MB_m1
Lineage: Eukaryota; Fungi; Ascomycota; Leotiomycetes; Helotiales; Drepanopezizaceae
Source: RefSeq, a predicted model, not a curated record
AUGCGUUUCAACAAUAACCUCCUCUUGCUCGCCUCCUUCCUCGGCGUCGCAACCGCCCGCCGCCGAGGCUGCGUUCUUCAACUCGGCCAAACCGCCGGCACCGGCUUUUACAACCCUGUAGAGGGCGAAACCUUACAGCAAAUCGCGGCUGACUUUUGCACCACUGGAACCGAGCUGCUACGCCUGAACGAUGGCAAAUCCCCAACACCACAAUACAAUUACAAUGUUCCUUGCAAGUCUCGGCAGCGCGAUUGCGCUAGGAUCGCGGGCAGUGAUAAUGGGUACUACACCGUCGUUGCUGACGACCAGUUGCAAUCUAUUUCGAAUGAUUUCUGCACCGACAACGAUAAAUUGCGGUCAUUAAACCCCCAAUCUAUCAAGGGCUCAUCACUUACCACCGGCUCGAUCAUCGUGGUUCCUUGCUCUUGGAACUAG